This is a messenger RNA of Gossypium raimondii (Peruvian cotton), 2171 nucleotides long. RefSeq names its product pectinesterase. NCBI's taxonomy places the organism in Eukaryota, Viridiplantae, Streptophyta, Magnoliopsida, Malvales, Malvaceae. Gene Ontology annotation, molecular function: pectinesterase activity; pectinesterase inhibitor activity. The coding region runs from base 325 to 2007 and encodes 560 amino acids. Gene Ontology annotation, biological process: cell wall modification. The record is from RefSeq and is a predicted model, not a curated record. The transcript is spliced from 3 exons.
UCAUGAACAUUGUGCUGCUGCUUGACAUUUGCAUAUUCACGACAAAGAUUCACCUCAUGCUAUCUGCCACUCAAAACUUAAUUUCCUCUCUAAACAGCUAGCAUCAGAUUCGAUUAGGCUGUUACUGUAGGCCCCAAAAAGCCAAAAGUUCCCUUCAAGCUCUGCAGAUCUUGUGAGUUCCGAAUACAAACAUUACUCUACUCAACAGUGAUCACCAAGCUUAUUUAAUAGCCAACCAGCCAAUUCGCCUUUGUCCAUUUGUCAGUAACUAAGGGUCUAAGCUCUCUCCUUCUCCUACUCUCUGUUCUUUUACUAGCAUCGAACAUGUAUCAUCCUAGUGCAAGAUCCAAGACCUUGCUUGUUCUUUUACCCAUUUCAGCACUUGUAUUGGUCUUGCUUUCAUUCGUAGCUCUUCUAACAAACAGCCCCAGAGCCACACAACUCCAGCAUUUACACGUCCACAAUCACCUCCAAAUUGCUCACUCAGCAUGUGAAGCGACCUUAUACCCCGACCUUUGCGUCUCCACCAUCUCUGUUCUUCCAGAUCUCGCUUCCAAAUCACUGCCGGAGCUCAUCCAAGCAACUUUAAACCAAACAAUGUACGAGGUCCGUCUCUCCUCUGCCAACUGCACCGGCAUUGAAAAGCGGAUCAAAAGUUACAGCAAACGGGAAGAGGCAGCGAUAAACGAUUGCCUAGAGCUUUUUGAUGACACCCUGGAGGAGCUGAAAGUUGCCCUUGCUGAUCUCGCCCCUAAGAAAUUAGCAGUCUCCAGGAACUACCACGACUUGCAGACAUUUCUAAGCGCCGCGAUGACCAACCAGUAUACGUGUCUUGAUGGGUUCGCACGUAGCAAAGGAAAUGUUAGGAACAUUAUCAAAAAGGGUCUUCACAACAUCACUCAUCACGUGAGCAACUCUCUCGUAAUGCUCAAAAAAGUCCCCGGUGUCAACAAAUCCAAAUCCGAGUAUUUUCCUCAACAGGGACGCUUGAAAAACGGGUUCCCUUCGUGGUUAUCCCGCAAAGAUCGAAAACUUCUACAGGCUUCAGUUAAUGAAACCGAGUUCGACCUCAUAGUUGCCAAGGAUGGCACUGGGAACUUCACUACCAUCAACGACGCUGUUGCCGCUGCUCCAAAUAAUAGUAACACAAGGUUUGUGAUAUAUAUAAAAGCAGGGUCUUAUCUUGAAAAUGUAGAGGUGGUAAAGAAGAAGAAAAUGCUGAUGUUUGUGGGAGAUGGGAUCGGUAAGACAGUGGUGAAGGCCAGCAGAAAUGUCGUUGAUGGCUUUACUACUUUCCGUUCUGCCACCGUCGCUGUGGUGGGGGAGGGAUUCAUAGCGAAAGGGAUAACCUUCGAGAACUCGGCGGGGCCGAGCAAACACCAAGCAGUGGCUUUAAGGAGUGGGUCAGACCUCUCUGCAUUCUACAAAUGCAGCUUCGUUGCUUACCAAGACACUCUCUACGUCCAUUCCCUUAGGCAAUUCUAUCGGGAAUGUGACAUAUACGGGACAGUGGACUUCAUAUUCGGAAACGCAGCUGUUGUUUUCCAGGACUGCAAUUUAUAUGCUCGUAAACCCAAUCCAAACCAGAAGAACAUUUUCACAGCUCAAGGAAGAGAAGACCCUAACCAGAACACUGGGAUUUCAAUUCUGAACUGCAAGAUCGCUGCAGCUGCGGAUUUAGUCCCCGUAAAAUCAUCUUUCAAGACGUAUUUGGGGCGUCCUUGGAAAGAGUAUUCCAGGACAGUUAUUAUGCGUUCGUACAUUGAUGAUUCAGUGGAUCCUGCCGGAUGGUUAGAAUGGAAUGGGACGUUUGCUUUGAGUACCCUCUAUUAUGGGGAGUACCUGAACCGAGGGCCAGGGUCCAAUACGAGUGCAAGAGUAACUUGGCCUGGUUAUAGGGUCAUCAACAGUUCCACUGAGGCAACUCAGUUUACUAUUGAGCCAUUUAUACAAGGAAAUGAGUGGCUAAAUUCUAGCAAUAUUCCAUUCGCUCUCGGCUUGAAUUGAGAGCUAAAUGCCACUUACGUGCCUCCCUUAUUUUAUUUUUCGUUAAUAAUUGGAUUCCGUGUUUGUCUGAUCAAGUUAGCCACCAUGCAGUUUGAUCCCAUGUCAAAUUGCUUUUGUACUGAAAUUAAUAAGAAAAUGAAUAAUUCUUUUCUCUCUUCCUAAAA